Chaetomium fimeti is the source of this 766-nucleotide messenger RNA. RefSeq lists its product as uncharacterized. Lineage: Eukaryota; Fungi; Ascomycota; Sordariomycetes; Sordariales; Chaetomiaceae. The coding region runs from base 296 to 766 and encodes 156 amino acids. The record is from RefSeq and is a predicted model, not a curated record. The transcript is spliced from 3 exons.
ACACAAAAUAGGUAGUUGGAAGAAUUCCGAGCCCCCAGAGACAGCGGCCUCAGUAAAUCGCCAAUACUCCGGCCACUAUCAUUUCUCAGUUUGCUGACGAGGAAUACACCAGCCAGUCAGCGACCAACACUCAAUUGCCAAAACCUCAACUCCCUCGAUACACGCGGCAGGCAUCCGAGACCCUCGACCCCGAAGUGGGCUUACAACGAGAUACACCCUCUCGGUCUCUCCCGUCGUCAAGCGACAAAGGUCCACGGAAUCAUAUACAUCACACAAGACAACACCGCAAGCGACCAUGGCUCCCGACAACAUCCACUUUCUCGCCGUGUGCCGUUAUAUCACCUCGGUGUUCUUCUGCGUCUUAGCAUUAGCGGCCAUCAAGAUCUCGUACACGGUCCUCAGGCACGUCACGCUCGUGCUGCCCGACUUCGUCAGCGUCGUGCAGACCAAGGUCUGGACGUCCUUCCCCAGCAUCCCGCCGCGCGUACACGUCGUCGUUUUCAUUGUCUGCGUCCUGGUCGACCCCCCGUUGUUUCUUGUGUACAUUACGUGCAUCAUCUUCCUGCCGUUGUGGCUGGCGGCCAUUCGCAUCUCGUACGCGGUCGCUAGGCAUGUCAUCAUCCGCCUCCCGGCUUUCGUCGAGGUUCUUCCACUAGGCGGAACCUAUACCCUCCCUGUGCCUAGCGCGCAGGUUACCGGCUUCCAUAGAGUCAUGUACUUGGCUACCGUUAUCGUGGUUCUGAGACCAGCAGUGAAGAUCAUGUAA